Molecule: messenger RNA, 2515 nt
Organism: Pocillopora verrucosa
Lineage: Eukaryota; Metazoa; Cnidaria; Anthozoa; Scleractinia; Pocilloporidae
Product: importin subunit alpha-3-like
Biological process (GO): NLS-bearing protein import into nucleus
Cellular component (GO): nucleus; cytoplasm
Molecular function (GO): protein binding; nuclear import signal receptor activity
Source: RefSeq, a predicted model, not a curated record
GCAAAGUUAGACAUUGUAUGAGAUACUGAUGGCGGACUUUCGCUGCCGGUGAAGACUUCACGUUUCAUUAAGAUCGUUCAAACAACCGCAAUGUCCUCUAAGAGUACAGAUUCGAGGCAGAGGUAUUACAAAAACAAAGACAAAGAUCAAUCGGCACUAAGACAAAGGAGGAAUGAAGUCACAAUAGAGCUAAGAAAGGCCAAAAGAGAUGACUGUGUUCAAAAGAAGAGAAAUGUCCCACAGGAUAUUGUGGAUGAUAAAGAGGAUCACCUACAGGGAAAGAGUCUGCAGAGUAUUGUUGUGAAUGCAAGUAGUCAAGACCCCAAAGAGCAACUUGGUGCUGUACAAGCAGCAAGGAAACUACUUUCUAAAGAUCGCAAUCCUCCCAUUGAUGAACUGAUAGAGUCUGGCAUUCUCCCAGUUCUUGUAAAAUGCCUUGAAAGAGAUGACAACCCUUCUCUUCAGUUUGAAGCUGCUUGGGCUUUAACCAACAUAGCGUCAGGUACAUCAGAACAAACAAAGGCUGUAGUGAAAGCUGAUGCUGUUAAGUACUUCAUGAAGUUACUUGGUUCUCCACAUCAGAAUGUGUGUGAGCAAGCAGUUUGGGCACUAGGGAACAUUAUUGGUGAUGGUCCCAAUUUAAGAGAUUUUGUCAUUAACCAUGGAGUAGUGGCUCCACUGCUGAAGUUUGUUAACCCAAAUGUUCCUAUCAGUUUCUUGAGAAAUGUGACAUGGGUGAUUGUUAAUCUGUGUAGAAACAAAGAACCACCACCCCCAAUGGAAACAAUUCAAGAGGUUCUUCCUGCACUAGCUCUCCUCAUUCAUCACCCAGAUCUAAAUAUCUUAGUUGACACAGUCUGGGCAUUGUCUUAUCUCACAGAUGGCGGUAAUCACCAAAUUCAGGAAGUUAUUGAUAAUGGAGUUGUUCCAUCCCUUAUACCCCUAUUGAGCCAUGGUGAAAUAAAACUACAGACUGCAGCAUUACGAGCAGUGGGAAACAUUGUCACUGGGACCGAUGAACAGACUCAAGUUGUCCUAAACCAUGACGCCCUGAGCCACUUCCCAGCGUUACUUAAUCACCACAAGGAGAAAGUAAAAAAGGAGGCAGUUUGGUUUUUGUCCAACAUAACAGCUGGCAAUCAGACGCAAGUUCAGGAAAUUAUUAAUGCAGGGCUUGUACCACUGAUUAUUCAAACUUUGGAAACGGGCGAAUUUCUGACGCAGAAGGAGGCAGCAUGGGCGAUUAGUAAUUUUACAGUGAGCGGCAACCCUCAACAGGUAGCAGUCCUAGUAAACUGUGGUGCGAUUCCUCCAUUCUGCAAGUUGUUGGAUUGCAUGGAUACCCAGGUCGUCCAGAUUGUGUUGGAUGGUUUAAAUAAUAUCUUAAAGAUGGCAGGGGACAGGUCUGAUGCUAUCGCAACCAUUAUAGAAGAAGCUGGAGGUUUGGAUAAGAUUGAAUUCCUCCAGCAACACGAAAAUGAAGAAAUCUACAAACUCGCUUUUGGAAUAAUAGAUCAGUACUUUUCUAAUGAGGGUGACAACGGUGACGAAGAUUUAGCUCCAACAGAAGUGGAUGGCCAGUUCGAGUUUCAAGCUAAAGAUAAUCUUCCUCCCGGUGGCUUCAAAUUCUGCUAGGCGGCGAUUUCCAACCUUCUACUCGAAAUCUUCCCAAAGAAUGAAGUCGUGGGGGCGUGCGUGGAGGCAUGCGUGCGUGUGAGCGAGCGUGCGAGACGACGCGCGAGAGUGCGAGCGAGAAAACGCGCGAGAGUGCGAGAGAACAAAUCAUGACAGAGAGAGAUCACUUUCGAAAUAAGAGAAUGAACGGAGAGGGCUUGUGAGGGAGUGCGUGAAAUAUGGAAUUGUCUUCUGCAGUAACUCUGUCGCCUAAUCACAAGCGAGGAGACCGUUUCACCAAAGUAAUUUAAUUAGAAGAAUUUCAUCUUGUCAGCAUAUGGCGGUAAUUACUGGCCGCCACCGCUUGACUUUCCCACCGGGUCCAAGCAACAGGAUGAUGCCCCAUUGGAAUGUGUUGGAAUCAUAGGCGGGUGAUAUUACUCGUACUGCCUUGCUAAUAGUAAAAGGAGGCAGAGUAAAUAAGGCUAACCAGAGGAUUUUUUAAAGAAUUACAUCCAUAUGUAUUUAGUGCGAGGAUCAAGAGUCCCACGCUAACAAGUGAGAAGAGAAGAAGUGUUAAGAAAAGAAUCAUCCUGUCUAGGAUUAGUUUCUUUCUUGUUUAGCCAUGGAAGGAACAAACUGAAUGUUACGGUGGACAAUCAUUUUGCCCGAACUUUUAAAAUUUUUCGUUUGAUUUGUUUUGUAUAGAUUUGGAGAUGCCAAAAUGCUAUUAUGUUUAACCACCGUUGUUUUGUAAUUUUGUGCGGUUUUAGAGGAAGAAAUUUUCUCCUUUCCUUUCUGUCUUUUAUCUCAUUCUUAUGAUAAAUUACUGGAAUAUGUUUUGUAAUUCUACGAAAGAUGGAUCAUUGUAUAGUACCGAAUUUUAUUAGUAAAUUUUACC